Molecule: messenger RNA, 4094 nt
Organism: Leptopilina heterotoma
Lineage: Eukaryota; Metazoa; Arthropoda; Insecta; Hymenoptera; Figitidae
Gene: tst
Product: helicase SKI2W
Exons: 11
Coding region: 225-3971 (1248 amino acids)
Biological process (GO): nuclear-transcribed mRNA catabolic process, 3'-5' exonucleolytic nonsense-mediated decay
Cellular component (GO): Ski complex
Molecular function (GO): RNA binding; ATP binding; RNA helicase activity
Source: RefSeq, a predicted model, not a curated record
GCGUAGGCGCUUCCGUAGUUGCCACAUAAAGGUGCUCAAACUGUUUAUUUGAGACUAUCGAGACUAUUUAGUUUAACCUAAAUAGUCUCAAAUAAGCACCUUUUUGUGGCAACUGACCGGUACGACCGACGACGUCGAAAACACCCAUUAUUUAUUGUUUUUUGUUUCCAAGUUACAACAGAUUUUCACAUAUUUAAAAGGAACCUUAUAACAAAAAGGUGACAAUGUCAACAAAAACAAAGCAUUUUGUUGAAGAGUUAUUUUUGCCAUUUGGACCACCUCCUAUAAUAGCUGAUAUUAAAAGUGAAUUAAAAGCAUUUAUUGAAUAUCCUGAUAAUCUUCCUAUUUAUAAUGUCGAUAAUAUACAAUGCUAUUGGUCAAGAGAACCAGAUAUUUUGGCUUUACUAAAUGCUGAUUUGGCGCCAGUUGGAACUUGCAUUAGGUUCAGAAGAGAUCCAAUUACAGGAAAGAUUGGAGAUAUGUUGGAAGUUACCCUUCAAGGAACUGGAGAAAAUGCAAAAAAUUCUAUGUUAAUGACGAGAGCACCUGGACCACCAGCUGAAGGAGUUAGAGGUAAUACCAGCAAUUUCUUAUUUUGGCCUGGUGGUUUUGAUGAAGCCAAAAUAAUUGAAGAACCUAUAUUAAUUGAUAUCGACUUUGAACGCAAUCUUGAAACUUUAGCUAAAGGUUUCAAAUGUGGCAUGGACUUUGAAACUGACAAUUAUACUCCAAAAAAUGUUCAGUUUGAAAGUAUGUCGCAAAUGUGUGUUAAGGAAUGUUUAGAACAAGUGAAUUGUUUAGAUUUAAUGGUAAUCAUUGACAAGGAAGCAAAUUCACUGGAUUUUUGGGCAAAACCUGUAUUGCAUAGAAUUGCAGAAUCCAAGUCUGAAGAAAAAAUUUCAACAAACAUAGAUGAUAUAUUAUCUUCGAUAGACACGAUUACUAAACCUGUUGCAAACCCCAAACUUCCUGUAUUGAAAAUUACUGAAGAGGGAAAAAGUUUCUUACAGGCAGAAUGGGCUGAACAAUUGGAUGUGACAAUCACUAUUACAGAUUUUGAAAAAAGAGUUAUGAACCCAGCCAUUAAUUUCAAAUAUGAACUAGAUAACUUUCAAAAGCAAGCAAUUAUAAAAUUGGAAGAGGACUGUAAUGUUUUUGUAGCUGCUCAUACGUCUGCUGGUAAAACAACAGUAGCAGAAUAUGCAAUAGCAUUGAGUCAAAUGCAUAUGACUAGGACCAUUUAUACCUCGCCUAUAAAAGCAUUGUCUAAUCAAAAGUUUCGUGAAUUCAAAGAAAAAUUUGAUAAUGUUGGACUCAUUACUGGAGAUUUACAAAUAAAUCAAACUGCUUCAUGUUUAAUAAUGACUACAGAAAUUUUAUUAUCAAUGUUGUAUUGCGCCUCUGAAGUUCUCCGAGAUUUGGAAUACGUUAUUUUUGACGAAGUUCAUUACAUAAAUAACGAGGAUAGAGGACACGUUUGGGAAGAAAUAGUUAUUUUACUACCUCGGACUGUGAAUAUUGUUAUGCUGUCUGCAACAGUACCUAAUCCUUUGAAAUUUGCUAAUUGGGUUGGUCAGAUAAAAAAAAGAAAGAUGUAUGUGAUCAGUACAGUGAGAAGACCAGUACCGUUGCAACAUUAUUUAUAUGUAGGGAGCAAUAUGAAAACAAAAGACAGUUGUUAUCUAAUUCUUGAUACUGAUGGUCAAUUUUCUAUGGAAGGAUGGCGACAGGCAAAUGCGCAACGACAACGUGAACUUAAACAAAGUUUAGACAAAAAAGGUAUGAAAAAAUUUAAGGAAACUAAGAAACAGAAUAAAAUUUCUCUUGAAACAGAUGUGUCAUCCCAGGAAAAUGAAGAAACUGAAGAAAUAAAACCUUCGAUGAUUUCAUCAAAAGAACGAGCAAUGUGGAUUGCAUUUCUUAAAUACCUUCAACAGCAGGAUAAAUUGCCAGUUGUUGUUUUCGCACUUUCUCGAAGUCGUUGUGAUAAAACAGCGGAUUCUUUGCAACAUCAAAAUGUGUCAUUGAUUACGAAUGAUGAAAAAAAUAACGUAACCAAUUUCUUUAAAAAAUCUAUUAAAAGGUUAAAAGGAUCAGAUGCACAAUUGCCUCAAGUUCAAAGAAUGCAAAAACUUUUGGAACAUGGAAUUGGUAUUCAUCACAGUGGAAUUUUGCCUAUUUUAAAAGAAAUUGUUGAGUUAUUAUUUCAACAAGGCUUAGUAAAGAUGCUCUUUGCUACUGAAACAUUUGCCAUGGGUGUCAACAUGCCUGCUAGAACUGUUGUUUUUGAUGCUGUCAGAAAAUAUGAUGGUUCUAAGUUUCGGGCUCUACAUCCAACGGAGUAUAUUCAAAUGGCUGGAAGGGCUGGACGAAGAGGUCAUGAUACUACGGGAACUGUCAUGCUACUAUGCAAAGCAGAUGUUCCUAAUUUCAUUGACUUGCAAGCAAUGAUGUGUGGCGAACCGCAAAGUUUGGAGUCUCAGUUUAAAAUUACAUACUCAAUGGUUUUACAUUUGAGAAGACUCAGCGAAACGGUUUCAGUAAAAGAUAUGAUGCGCAGAUCUUUUAAAGAAGCAAGUUCGUUAAUAAGAGAAAAACAAGUGAAAGCCAAUUUGCAAGUGAUUGAAGAAACAUUAGCAAAAACCCCGACACUAUCCCCGAAUCAAGAAAAGUUAGCAGAGUUUUAUGAAACUGCUAUGGAGUAUUUGCGAAUUUGGAAGAAACUUAGACCAGAGAUGCUUUCUGCAAAAAGAGCAUCCAAGAACCUUUCAGAAGGUCGUGUUUUGCUUAUAUCUUACAAAAAUCACUAUAAUAAACUCGCUCUCUUGCUUGACAAGAGAAAACAGAAUGAGAAUAUUUUAUACAAAAUAUUAAUUCUUACAAGUGAAAAGGAGAUGUGCGAAGAGGAGAAACCUGAUAACUGGUAUAGAAUAAUAGCUCUCACGAAAAAACAAUUAUACUCAACAGCCCAAGUGCCUGCACAUGAAGUUCUCUUGAUAGACGAGUCUAGUAUUUUGGAAAUAACUAAUUGCACAAUUAAAACAGACUUUCGCUGUGUGAUAGCUGAUUGGGAAAAACGUCAAAUUCCAAGAUUCAAAGACUGUUCUCCUGGUCCAACGUUUAGUGCAGUUGUACAAGAGUUAUUGAAAUUAUCCCAGGAUGCUGUAUCAAAUCCAGAAGAUUUAUUGCCGUAUACAGAAAUGAUAAUAAAUAAGAUAGACUUAAAACCAGAAGAAAAGAAGUUAAAAAAGUUAAAACAUAUUCUUAACUGUAGUUCCAUUAUUCAAGUUAACAAUUUGGAAGAGCAAUUUGGAGAAGCUUUUUAUAGAAAAGAACUUGAGGAGAAGAAAAAGGAAUUAUUGAUUAAAUUAAGUGACGAGCAAUUAAGAGAUUAUCCAGAUUAUAUAAAUCGAGUUAAUAUUUUAAAGGAUCUUGGCUAUAUUGAUCAAAACGAAAGAGUCACAUUAAAAGGAAGAGUUGCGCUUGAAAUGGGAAUAUGUGAAUUAUUUUUAACCGAACUGGUGUUUAAAAAUAUCCUUACUGAUUGGAGUCCAGCUGAAAUAGCAGCUUUACUUUCAGCUUUAGUUUUCCAACAACGAACAGAAGAACCUAACAUGAGCCUCAACAAGAGGCUAAAAGACUUGCAAAAAAUAGUGUCAGACGAAUAUGAAAUCUUAAAAACAAAGGAAAUGAAGUAUAACUUAACACCGGCUCCACCUUUAAAUUUCGGUCUUGUAAAAGUUGUAUACCAAUGGGCUAGAGCAGAGUCAUUUGCUAAUAUUAUGAAUUUAACUGAUGUUCAAGAGGGUAUUAUCGUCAGAUGUAUUCAACAAUUAAAUGAGACUCUUCGCGACGUAAAGAAUGCUGCUAUCAUUAUAGGAAAUCCGAUUUUGAAAGAAAAAAUGGACGAAGCAUCAAGUGCUAUCAAACGAGAUAUUGUUUUCACAGCUUCACUCUAUACCCAAGAUUGAUAAGUUACAACAGAAAUCAUUUUUUCAUAGUUAUGGCUUUAAUUCCAUUAUAAAUUAAAACUUUUUUCUUUGAUUUAUAAAACAAACUUUAUUGUAAUUUUUCAAAUAAAUUUGUAUUAAUAA